Trematomus bernacchii (emerald rockcod) is the source of this 4496-nucleotide messenger RNA. RefSeq names its product EH-domain containing 3 (gene ehd3). Lineage: Eukaryota; Metazoa; Chordata; Actinopteri; Perciformes; Nototheniidae. Gene Ontology annotation, cellular component: plasma membrane; cytoplasm. Gene Ontology annotation, molecular function: GTP binding; protein binding; calcium ion binding. The record is from RefSeq and is a predicted model, not a curated record. The transcript is spliced from 8 exons. The coding region runs from base 906 to 2513 and encodes 535 amino acids. Gene Ontology annotation, biological process: endosomal transport; endocytosis.
CUCGGCAUUUAAAUUGAGCUGCAGGACAUCAGCUGCGGCUACAUUCAGCGCCGUGCUGUGACAGAAAAUAACCCGCAGCAUUAGCAAAACAGGCUACUCUUAUUUUUUUACACGAAAUAGACAGAAAUAGCUGAUGGUCUGAGGAGGUUUGGGGUGUUUUGUGUGAAGAAGAGCGGGAGAGGUUGAACAAUAACGGAGACUGUGCUCUGACAGCAGCUUGGUGCAUCAUUUUUGGGAUUCCUCUGCUAGCUGUUGGACGAAAUUGAAUAGCGGUAACGAGAUGCUAUGCAUGAGCGGAAUUAUUUAGGCUUUUUUGAGCAGUGUUUGUUUUCUAAAAGAGAUUGGUAAACAAAAACAAAGUUAUUGAAUGCAUGUUUUUUUUUGGCCCAGGAGCAAAAGUGGCCUGGACUUGGAUGAUCUAUGGACCUGAUGACGAGAGUGCAUUUGAUGAAUAAGGUUUAAAUUCUGAAAAAUAUCCUACAAUUUGGAUAUUUUCUUAUCAGUUGAAGACAUUUACCCGUACAAAAUACAGGCCUGAAAUAAAUAACCUUCAACUGGGGUGGCUCAAUAUUAUCAAUAACAACAGUCACCACCCAUUAUUUAAUCUAUACAUUUAUUCUUCUUCUUUUUGGAGACAUUUCCUGUAGAAUAUAACCAGGAAAAAAACUAAAUAAAUUAUUUUUUGUGUUUAUGUCACGGUUAAUUAUUUUUGUUUAUUUUUUGACUCUCAACUAGGUUAGAUCUAAGCUUCACUUUCUUUUUGUUUUAUUUGUAAGGAAAUCUCUACCAGCUCUUAAGAAGAGUGUUUGAUCCCUCAAGGACAUUUGACAUUGUUAAACCUGUCAGUCGACAAGAAAAUAAUCUGACACGAGUGACCAACAGCAUCUUUGACCAGUUCAGCAGCCAUGUUCAGCUGGCUUGGGAGCGACGACAGGAGGAAGAAGGAUCCAGAAGUCUUUCAGACCGUGGGUGAUGGACUGAAGAAGCUCUACAGAACCAAACUCCUGCCGCUGGAGGAGGCUUACAAGUUUCACGAGUUCCACUCCCCGGCCCUGGAGGAUGCAGACUUUGACAACAAGCCUAUGGUCCUACUGGUGGGACAGUACUCCACCGGCAAGACAAGCUUCAUACGCUACCUGUUGGAGCAGGAUUUCCCCGGUAUGCGUAUCGGCCCAGAACCCACCACAGAUUCCUUCAUCGCGGUGAUGCACGGCGACACCGAAGGAGUCAUCCCGGGAAACGCUUUGGUGGUUGACCCCAAGAAGCCCUUCAGAAAGCUCAACGCAUUUGGAAACGCAUUCCUCAACAGGUUUGUGUGUGCCCAGCUGCCUAACCCAGUGCUGGAAAGCAUCAGUGUGAUUGACACCCCAGGGAUUUUGUCAGGAGAGAAACAGAGAAUCAGUCGAGGCUAUGACUUUGCGGCUGUCUUGGAGUGGUUUGCAGAGCGAGUGGACAGGAUCAUUUUACUGUUUGACGCCCACAAACUGGACAUCUCUGACGAGUUCUCAGACGUGAUAAAGGCCCUGAAGAACCAUGAAGACAAAAUCAGGGUCGUGCUGAACAAGGCUGACCAGAUAGAGACACAGCAGUUGAUGAGAGUGUAUGGAGCCCUAAUGUGGUCACUGGGAAAAAUAGUCAACACCCCUGAGGUGAUCCGCGUCUACAUCGGGUCAUUUUGGUCCCAUCCUCUGUUGAUCCCAGACAACAGGAAGCUGUUCGAAGCAGAAGAGCAGGACUUAUUUAAAGACAUUCAGUCUUUACCGAGAAAUGCAGCGCUUAGAAAACUCAACGACCUGAUCAAGAGGGCAAGACUAGCCAAGGUCCAUGCCUACAUCAUCAGCGCUCUGAAGAAAGACAUGCCCGCUGUGUUCGGAAAGGAGAACAAGAAGAAGGAACUGAUUGGCAGUCUGGGAGAUAUUUACAAACGCAUUGAAAGAGAGCAUCAGAUAUCACCGGGAGAUUUCCCUAAUCUGAAGAAGAUGCAGGACCUACUCCAAUCUCAGGAUCUCAACAAAUUCCAGCCUCUGAAACCCAAACUCCUGGAGGCAGUGGACGACAUGCUGAGCCACGACAUCGCCGGCUUAAUGGUUCUGGUCCGCCAGGAAGAAAGCCAGCGUCCCAAACCCGUUGUGAAAGGUGGAGCGUUUGACGGCACUUUGGACGGCCCGUUUGGCCACGGGUACGGAGAAGGAGCCGGCGAAGGCAUCGACGACGCAGAGUGGGUGGUCGUACGAGACAAACCCGCCUACGACGAGAUCUUCUACACGUUGUCUCCCGUCAACGGAAAGGUGACGGGUGCCAACGCCAAGAGGGAGAUGGUGAAGUCAAAACUGCCCAACACUGUGCUGGGAAAGAUCUGGAAGCUGGCAGACAUCGAUAAGGACGGGAUGCUUGACGAUGAGGAGUUUGCGUUGGCCAAUCACCUGAUCAAAGUGAAACUGGAGGGACACGAACUGCCAUCGGACCUGCCCGCACACCUGGUGCCGCCUUCCAAGAGGGAAAUAUCUGAGUAAAUGUACGAUUACAUCAUUCCAUGCCCCAAUAACCUGUAAGUAGACCCAUCCCCUCCACCCAGAGGAAAGUUCAAAGUAGAAUAGAAAUAUUCCUGUAGCAUUAUAGCAAAAAAGAUUUAACAAAAUUAAACCACGUUUCCAACUCACAAUGUUGCUCUGCUGCUGCCAUCCCCACAUGGGCAGACUUUCAUUAGCUUCAAGAGGCAAAUAAUAAAGCUAAAUAUUCAGUUACAUUCAAAUAAUGAACAUGAAUGCUAAUCAGCUGUUAGCAUGUGAAUUCAAAUGCUACAUGUCUGCAGUGUUGCAAUAGCUUUUACCAUGGUAGAAAAACUGGAUCGUAAUGAGUUCUCCCAUUAAGUAUUUGGCUUUUAAGGGUGAGAUAUCUGGAACUGAGAGGCAGGACAAGUGUUGGAGUGAGAACAAAGCGAGAAAAAGAUAUGAAAGGAUAUUAAAAGUCUAAAGUAAGAAACACUGGAAUACAACUUAAUGUAAGGUAAUCCAAACUACUGGAAGAUAAUGGGUGAAAUACGCAACAAUGUGACGACGAAAAGAGAGUUGGAAGGAUCAUUCCACGGCAUGUAAAGAUGCAAAUUAUUAUUGUAUGUAUGGUAAUGAAUACAGAUAUCUCAUGUUUGACUGCAAAGUUAAAGUUCCCUUAUCUCGUGGUAUUGUUCAGUCUUGAGGUGCGGCUGAGUUUUCUGGCUUUUGUUUCAUGGCGCAGAUUAAAAAGGCUCCAAGGAAUAUCUGGCAAUUGCUCGAGAUACAGAAAUGUGUAGAAGCGCACACACACACACACACACACGGAAAAAUAACACAAUUCUUAUGAAUUGUGUCCAGAGCAGGGAAAAUUACCUACAAACAUUUGUUUUGUUAUUUUAAAUGUGAUAUGCAGAUGUUGAUAUUUGUGUAAACCAUUUUACUGAAGCACAUUGUUUUUCUUCCAAUGGGGACAAAAACUAAGGAUAACAGGUAGUUUGUUUCUUUUAUGAUUUUAGAUCUAAAUAUUAACAUGUUUGGAAUACUGUGACUAUAACAUGGAACUAUAUAAUGGGUAUUGUUUCAAGUAUUCAGACAUACUCAGUAAAAUGUUAUUGUAAGGACUUUGAAUGUUGAAUGUGAAGGCGUUCUUGGUUCUGUGUGGGCACAUCCUGAGUGACUAUUGAAUGACCACAUGUAUCACUGUCAUCAUUUGUAACGUAUUAAGUAUUAAGCAUUUCACAGGUUAUUGAGCUGUGAGUGGAUUGUUGAUUGAAAAUGGAUGAAUAUGUUAUUGUUCACAUUGUUAAAGUAAACUAUUAUAAAGAGAGAAAACACACAGCUGUUCUUUUGUGAUGAUAAAAAAAACACUACUUUAAAUGUUUUAAAAUGAAAUUUGGCUUUUCAUUUCAUGUCCAAAUUGUAUACAUCUAAUUGGAUUUACUGUAUGCCAGUAUGUAUCUAAAAUUACUAACAUUAGGAUCUUGUUUGUGGUUAAUCAUAACAUUAGACCAACUAAACUUGGGUUCCCAUAUAAUAAGAAAUAAUCACUUUUGUGUUUUACGAGUGAGUUUGAGUUCCAGAAUGACUGAAAUAUUUCUGUGCCCCUCCCUCUCCGUGUGUCUCUGUGCCGUUACUGUGAAUCUACUGUACAUAAUAAGGCUGUUUGCAUUCCAUGAACAUAGAUUGAGGAACAUCAUCUCAUCACCUCGAGUGCUUUAUGCAUCACUUGCUCAUAUUUCACAGCUCAGAUCAACAGAGUAAAUAUAAAAAAGGGUUAUUGUUGAAUGUGGAUUCUCUGCAUGACAAAGUCCUCGAAAUUCACAAGUUGUUUUCAUACCCUGACAGAUUGCAACAUGAAGUCUGUGUACUGGUAAAUACACUAAGUGGAGAGAAAGGGGUUCGUUUUUUUUUCAGUUUUAAGAUGGGUAUGCAUUGCUAAAUCUGUACUUCACUGCUUUUCUGUACAUGAACAGUCCAAAAAUGUAAUAAAAUUCAUUUACUCAA